Liolophura sinensis is the source of this 567-nucleotide messenger RNA. Its product is annotated as sarcoplasmic calcium-binding protein-like. NCBI's taxonomy places the organism in Eukaryota, Metazoa, Mollusca, Polyplacophora, Chitonida, Chitonidae. Gene Ontology annotation, molecular function: calcium ion binding. The coding region runs from base 1 to 567 and encodes 188 amino acids. The transcript has a single exon. The record is from RefSeq and is a predicted model, not a curated record.
AUGGCGGAAAGAUCUCAGCAGAUUAUGAGCGAUUACCGUAUCAAGAAAUUCAAGUCUUAUUUCACGCUCCUCGACACAAACAAAGAUGGUUUUAUUAGCAAGGAGGACUAUGAACAGGUGGCUGAGAACAUGGCAAUGCUUUCCGGAGCCAGUCCAGAGGAGGCUGAAGAUAUGUUAGCAAUUGCAAUGUUUUGGUGGAAAAAUCUGAGCGCUUCAAAAGGCAUGGAUGCCAAGAUUCCAAUUUCAGAGGCCUUACAGAACGCCAUAAGAUACAACAGCAGCACAAGUCCAACAAUAGUCUCAGAAAAAAGUCGCAUAACACAUGAAAAAAUUUUCGACCUGAUCGACAGAAACAAAGACGGCUUCAUUUCUCCAGAAGAGCUGCGGAUGUAUUAUAAGUCGCACGAAGUACACGAUGAAGAUUUCAUCAGAGAUAUUUUCCACCGAAUAGAUGUGGACGGAGAUGGCCUGAUAUCUCGUGAAGAGCUUGUUACUGCCCUCUCUGCGUUCUGGCUGAGUGAUGACCCUGAAAACGGUUAUGGCUUUAUCUAUGAUUUUCCCCAGUGA